Harpia harpyja (harpy eagle) is the source of this 1050-nucleotide messenger RNA. RefSeq names its product translation initiation factor IF-2-like. The record is from RefSeq and is a predicted model, not a curated record. NCBI's taxonomy places the organism in Eukaryota, Metazoa, Chordata, Aves, Accipitriformes, Accipitridae.
AUGGCUGUGCAGGAUGUAACCCAGCGCAUUGUGAGGGAGGUUCUGAUCAAGGCUGUGGCUGCACAGCUGGGACCCUGCCAGCAGCCAGCGGAACAGCAGGACCGGGCACAAAGCAUGGAUGCGGUGAUGGCACCAAGAACACCUGCAGCACCUCAGGACUCGGAGUCUCCCUUGGCUGGAGAGCCUCAGGCAGAGGCCAGCACAGUCCCUCUCGUCCCAGCGGCAUGUGAGGAUGGAGAAAACAUGGCUUCUCCCAUGUCUGCAGACCACCAAGAAGAGGCCAGCACUGCUGUUUUCUCCUGGGCAGUGCAUGAGGAUGAAGUGGCUGCUUCAUUGCCUCCAAACCCUCCGGCAGACGCUGGCACACCCCACCUUGCCCCAGCAGUGGAUGACGAAGGAGACGCAGCAGCUUCUCCCUUGGCUCGGGACCCUCAGCACCAGGUGAGCCAGGCGUGCGUGGCCGGCACCGGGCAUCCCAAGGCACGGGAGGCAGGCGGCGCCCAGGCUGUGUGCGGUGGGAAGAUGGCUGGUGCUCUCCGUGUCAUCCCACUGACAUCUCCUCCCUCCCCUCCUGUGCUCUUGCUCUCCCCGUUCAGGUGGCCUCCGAGCGCAGAGGCGACGCAGAGCCCUCCUCCAGCUGCAGUGACGUGCCUGAGGAUGACUCAGGUACGUUCCCGAGUCGAGUGCGGCCCCAGCGAGGGCAGGCCUGGCCCCCCGUCUUGGCGAGUGGCCCGGGCCACCCCUCCCUGGGGAAAGCCCUCGGUGGCAGGGGGCAGGCAGGAGCUUGCCCGUCGCCUGCCCAGCCUCUCGCCUACAGCUCUCCUUCCCCUGCAGGCAUCACCGCCCUCCUGCACACCCUGGCUCGAUGGCGACGGCUCUCCCUCAUCAGGAGGGCGCUUGGGGUUCUGCACAGGGCUUUCCACUCUACCUGCGUGGCGGGAGAGCAAGAGCAGCAGUGCCCCGCUGCAAGCGCCAGGUGGAUCCCCGGAGAAGGUGGCUGGCCCUGAGCCUGCACAGCGUCCCGAGGGUGCGGCAUGGGGAGGCACUUGA